Molecule: messenger RNA, 3147 nt
Organism: Ostertagia ostertagi
Lineage: Eukaryota; Metazoa; Nematoda; Chromadorea; Rhabditida; Trichostrongylidae
Source: the annotation of a GenBank genome assembly
AUGGGCAAUGGGUACCUGUGGUUGUUGAGUUCGAAUGGAGUGCCUUAUCGAGUGACUGCAGGUGAUAGGAUAGAACAUAUCUCUGAGGUUCAAUGGAAAUCUGAGCCUGUUGUAGUUGAAGGAGAACAGCAGAAAGUCCGACAGAUUACAGCAGCACCUCAUGCUGCAUUCGCUUUAGAUCACAAUGGCAGAGUGUUCCAGUUCGUUCUGAAUUCUCACUUAACAAUUCGUCGUAAAGUGGAAAUUUACGCCAAUCAACGAUGGUAUCCACUGAUUGGAUGGUCGUCAAGAACGUUACCGACAGACCGCGGCUCGUUCAGCAACGAAGAUGGCUCGAGUUCGGGAGACAUGUCUGGUUUUCAACUAAAAGCAGACGGCUGGCGUUGGGAGGAGUCGUGGAUCGUUGAUGUGGACGUACGAAAAUGCGACAAGGAGGGUUGGGAAUACGCCACGAAUUUUGCCGGUGCGGUCUGGAGCUCGACCAAAGGCGUCAGUUCAUUUGUGCGUCGUCGUAAAUGGAAAAGGCAUAUGCGCUACACAAGUAUUGAAAAAUGGGCUGAGCUACCCCGAGAGGAAACAACAACGUUUGUAGAGCUGGCUGUGGGUGGAUUCGAUUUACUGCAUGAUCGCGGCUGCCUAUUGUUCGCCUUGUCAAAAGAUGGCUACGUGUUCAGAAGAGUUGGACUCGACAAAAACAAUCCAGGUGGCGAUAUGUGGUGCAGAAUCCCGGAAAUCGAUUGUGAAGAAGGAAGAGAAGAUUUGACUAAAAUUAGCUGCUCAGCUUCUUUGGGAACGUUGGUUGCGCUUACAUGGGACGGGCGAUUAUUUUUACGAGUUGGAAUAACUAAAGGUAAUUUUUAUAUCAUGAGAAGACGUGAUAACAAACCUCUGUUGCAAAUAAACAUAUAUCCUGUCAUAGAUUCUCCGAAUGGUACCAGCUGGUGCUCGCUGCUCACUCCGAAGAACCUCCCGCUUGCCUUCGUCUCUCUAGGGACUAGAGCGUUAUGGGUGAUCUCUGUUGACGGAAAGUUGUGGAUGAAACGUCUCGAAUGCAGUGCUAGCCAUAAAGCGUCGUCAUUUUCGACGUCCAGUUACCUUGAAAUGGACGGAGAAGUCUAUGGGUUGUGCAUAAACACUGACGACCAGGUGGCUGGAACAUCUGACAGUGGGGUAGUUUAUGUCCGUGACGGUGUCUCUUCCACUGAACCAGCUGGGAAAAGUUUUGUACGACUCAUCGAGAGAACCACCUCGGAAACUCAAAAAUGGGCCAUGGUUGCGAACGGCGGUGCUCGUUACACUAGCUUACCUAAGCAUUGGAUCAAUGACCAUGUAGUUGUGGUUAGCACCGGUAGCUUCCGUUAUACCAGCUGGCGAAAGCAGAUUUUGAAAGACCUCUGUACUGUGAAUGAAGCCAAUUGGGAAGCACUAAGAUCCACUGGAAAUGAUCUCGAGGAACUAAUGGAGGAAGCGCAAGAGCCGGACUCCUGGAAUCGCAAGUGCCCAGCAAAAAUGAAACGUCAAGGAAUACAACGAUUCCAGAAUGGUGUCGUAUUUCUCAGCCCACAUCAAUUGAUGUUCCAGCCGAGCACAGAAAACGCUGUUAUAAAAUCCUUGACAGAGCUAAUAUCCGCCAUUUGCGAUAUGGACGUGACCGCAUCUCUAUUUACGAUCUUGCUGAAGUUCGUGUCGCCGACCUUUUCGGAAGAACUUGAAAUCGGAUUUCCCGAAGAGUCCGAACGUGAUAUUUGGCACGAGUUACUGCAGCAGCUAAUAUCCGCCAUUUGCGAUAUGGACGUGACCGCAUCUCUAUUUACGAUCUUGCUGAAGUUCGUGUCGCCGACCUUUUCGGAAGAACUUGAAAUCGGAUUUCCCGAAGAGUCCGAACGUGAUAUUUGGCACGAGUUACUGCAGCAGUUCGCUGGUGAUUCUCAUAAAAACAGUUUCUUUUUUUCGGAAAUUCGCCGUCGUUUUCUGGCUGCGAGUGGCGUACAUGAUCCGAAUCUUGUAUGGACUGUAUCCUGCCAAGGCUCAAUUCGCGUUCAUCUGCUCUGUCAGCCAUCCUUUCCAAGAAUGGUCUCUUCUCCAAGUCUUUGCGUUCGUGGAUGUAUGAAGUCGGUUUCAGUUGGAGCUGAGGAAAUCGUUUGGGCUCUUGCCAAGGAUGGCGUCGUUUAUGCUCUUUCGCCAGACUAUAAUCUGUUCAUCGAAAACAAUUCCGGGUCGUGGUUGCAAAGGACGGACAUCAUCAGAGAGGUAGUCGAAUAUCAAAAGGCUGCCUUUUUGCGUGGGUUCUCCUCAUUCCAAGGAACGUGUGACGGUGUGUAUGGGUGGAUGGAAGGUCCAAAUGCAGUGAGCGGCCUCUUCGAGAAGCUACCAUCUCGUGAAUGGAGCUGGACUGAUUCCGAAUGGCUGCUGGCAGAUAAAGAGAAGAGUGAAGAUGGCUGGUUGUACGCAGAUUCCAUCGAUGGGCAGUAUUGUGCAUCGAAGGAAAAGAAGAGUAAAGCACGGCGACGUCGUUGGCAGCGACGCUGCAGAUUUGAAGGCCAAGGGCCUUGGAUUGCCAUUGAGGCGCCCUCAAUACGGUCGAUUGACGUACAGAAGACCAAAGCCGAUAGGAUACUCGUUUGGGCGGUUACAAUGGACGGGCAAGUUUUAUUACGGCAAGGCGUCACAAAAGAUCAUCCUCAAGGAACAACAUGGAAACAUAUAAUUGGCGAUUUUGCUAUUGACUUGAUCUCGUGUGCAUCUCCGACUUGUGUUUGGGCAGUCACAGUUGAUGGUAGAUUGCUCCGUCGGGUAUGCUAUGAUCAAACGGACAUGGAAGUUGUCGACUGGUCAGAAGUGGUGUACUCUCCGUUGAGGAGCGUAUUCUCUUUUUGCGCUACGGAAGACUUCGUCUUUCUCCUUCCAGCAGACGAUCCUCAGCUCAUCCUUGUUGAUGUGAAACGCCUGAGUUCGAAAAUUUGCCUCUCUAUUCCGAAAGCAAUUUAUAUCACUGUAGACAGAGAAGGUUACUUAUACUACUGUGAUGGGUCAAGUAUUGUUCAGUUGGAGAAGUACUGUUUGAAUGCUGAUAAGCCAUGGGAAAUAGAUUUCCGAUGUUCUGGAAGAAUCUCUGACGGAAACUAUGCACAAUGUUGUUUCAAAUGA